Messenger RNA from Mesorhabditis belari, 3255 nucleotides. Lineage: Eukaryota; Metazoa; Nematoda; Chromadorea; Rhabditida; Rhabditidae. The record is from the annotation of a GenBank genome assembly.
AUGCGUUUUGGUUCGGGUAGCUAUGACGUGCGACAGAGUGAGGGUCUACAUCCAGCUACACUCGGUCGCCAUCGCACGAUUACAUGCACUGUGUUUUUCCUUGAUGGCAGCGAGAGACAAUUUCAAAUUGACCGAUAUGCAAGAGGCCAAGAGCUUCUCGAUCGAGUCUUUACCCAUUUGGAGUUGGUCGAGCGGGAAUACUUUGGCCUCCAAUUCCUUUGCGUACUUGACACCAGGGAUACUCAACAAAAUAAAUGGCUAGAGCCACAAAAAUCUGUGCGCAAGCAGAUGCUCUGCCCACCCUAUUCACUCUUUUUUCGAGUGAAAUUUUAUGUCAGCGAUCCAGCGAAGCUAAUCGAGGAAUACACAAGAUAUCACUAUUUUCUGCAAAUUCGAAAAGAUUUACUGGAGGGGAAGCUGACAUGCGCUGAGGGAAGUCUCGCUUUGUUAGGCAGUUACAUUGUUCAAUCGGAACUUGGAGAUUAUAAUGCUGAAGAGAUGCCAUUGGGAUACUUGGAUAAUUUUCAAAUCGCUCCACAUCAAAAUCAAGAGCUCACUCGCAAAAUGGCUGAAUUACACGAGGUACACAAGGGACAAUCUCCAGCCGAAGCCGAGUACAAUUUCCUCGAUCACGCGAAACGCCUCGAAAUGUAUGGAGUCGAUCUCUAUGAGGCUCGGGAUGGAAAAGGGCUUCCAAUUUCCGUUGGAGUCAACUCGUAUGGACUACUCGUUUUCCAUGAAAGAAAAAAGAUUCAGGAGUUCCCGUGGUCAACGAUUAUGAAGAUUUCUUUUAAAAGAAAGCAAUUUUUCGUGAGUGUACGAAUGACUGAUGCAAAUGGAUUAGAAGACGAGACGUGUCUGAGUUUUAACAUCUACUCAGCGCCCGCUUGUAAACAAUUGUGGAAAGCCUGCAUUGAACAUCACACUUUCUUCAGGCUAAUUGCACCACCAGCUCCUCCGCAAAAAGGGCUUUUCAAUUUGGGGAGCCGUUUUCGAUACAGUGGAAGAACCGAAUUUCAAACGAUUGAAGAGAUGAGACAACGAGCCCGAGUCGAGAGAACUUUCCAGAGAGCAUCUUCGAAAAGCGGUGGCACAAGCAGUCGAGCGACAGUCUCGGGUGCGCCUAGCUCAGCCUCUUCAUCACAAUACACUCCCACUCACACUGUCGAUUCACCCGAUUUGAGUACUCGACUUUUCAGUCAUUCGUGGGCACGUCGGCUGUUACCAUUAGCAGGUGGUAGAUCGGCAAGUUUGUCAAAUGGUUCUUCUCGAUUCGCUCCAUCAACGCCCGUACCCCGUCCAACGGCUCUUCCCCAAGCUCCAUCAACCGAUCUCGUUCGUCGUCGCAAUCCGAGCCCCAUCUCACUUACCACUCGCAAAGUUCUGCCAUCACCAGUGCUCGGUGCUCGUCCCAAAAAUCCGCUCAUCGUAUCGGCUCAUCAAUCAAUCGACGACUCAAGGAGUUCAACCACUCUUGAGCUAGAUGGACCACUUUCCCGCUCACUUUCUAUUCACAGUGUUGAGGACAGUGAAUCUUCGGCGCCAUCAUUGCGAGCGGCUCGGCCACGAGAGACAACUUUUGGUGUGGAAAUCGAUGAUAGUGAUAUCGAGCAUUCGUGGACUCCGGCUAUGAUUGGCACUCAGGCGUGCACAUCAGCAGCACAAAUCCACCAGAGAUCCCAUAUCAAUUCUACGCCGCGAAAGACGAGCUCUCAUGCUAAUGGAUACGGAGAUUAUGGAAAUUCCAAUCACAGCUACACAAGUCAACCAAUCGGAACUCCAAGAAAUGGUUAUUCCACAAACACGACCAGUUCAACAGUGAAUCGAUAUGCGCAGCCUGUAGUGAACGGGAUUCGAGCGAGUUCUCGACCCCCUCCAUCAACCACAAAUGGCACCUCACCAAGAAGUUCUCUUGCUAGUUCUGGAUAUGGUGGCUCCAGUCCGCCAAGAACUCGACGCUCUCCGCACAGUCACAAGUCAAACUCUCCAGUGGACGAGGACUCGAUUGUGACAGUGAGGAUAAGACCCGAUGCACAGGGUCGCUUUGGGUUCAACGUAAAGGGUGGCGCUGAUCAACCAGUGGCAGUCAUUGUGUCCAAAGUGGUACCCGGCAGUUCGGCAGAUAAAUGCUAUCCACGACUCAAUGAAGGAGAUCAGCUCUUAAUGAUCAAUGGAAGAGAUGUUUCGACGAUGGCGCACGAUCAAGUUGUCGCUUACAUUCGUGCAGCUCGCAAUAUGCCGAAUGGCGGGGAAUUGGUGCUUGUAAUUCGCCCAAAUGUAUACCGUCUUGGUGAAGAAUUACCUGAGCCUGACGCUUCAUGCCUUCCGCCUGAACCAGUCAGAGUCGCUGAUACAGUGCCCCGAUCCGAUAAACUUUCACAUUCUCUACGGAUUUUAGCUGAGAGUUUGAAAAAUGGCUCAAUAAUUACUCAAUUUGAACAACUCUACCGCAGAAAGCCGAAUCUCACAAUGAAUGAUUGCCGCUUGUCAAGCAAUGUGAAUAAGAAUCGAUAUCGAGACGUUUGUCCAUACGAUGCAACUCGAGUCCCACUCCAAUCAGCUACCACUGGCGAUUAUAUCAAUGCCAGCUUUAUUAAUAUGGAAAUUCCCGCAAGUGGCAUUGUAAAUCGAUACAUCGCCUGUCAGGGUCCACUGGCACAUACAACCCCCGAUUUUUGGAUAAUGUGCUGGGAGCAGUUGUGCACAACGAUUGUCAUGUUGACGACCACUGUUGAGAGAGGGCGUGUGAAAUGUCAUCAAUAUUGGCCAAGACUCUACGAGACUCAAGAUCAUGGCCGCUUGACGGUAACUUGUCUGAAAGAUCGCGAGACACCAAAUUGCUCAUAUCGUGAAUUCACCGUUAAAGAUAAACAAAGCAAAGAAGAGCGCCGAGUGGCUCAAAUGCAAUACACGGCUUGGCCAGAUCACGGAGUGCCGGAUGAUCCAAGACAUUUCAUUCAAUUCGUCGACGAGGUGAGAAGGGCGAGAAGUGGUUGCGUUGAGCCAAUCGUUGUCCACUGUUCCGCUGGCAUCGGACGUACCGGUGUUCUCAUUCUCAUGGAAACAGCUUCGUGUCUCGUUGAGGCUAAUGAGCCGGUGUAUCCGUUGGAGAUCGUUCGAGUGAUGAGAGAUCAAAGAGCGAUGCUCAUUCAAACACCGGGUCAAUACACUUUUGUGUGCGAGUCAAUUUUGCGAGCCUACUCCGAUGGAUGUAUCAAGCCAUUGGCUGAGUAUCAAUCAAAUCCCUAUUCUGGA